AUGGGAAUUCCAGAGAGGCUAGACUCCCGAAAUCCUGCAUCCCAAAAACUUUCCAGCAUUCUCAGUUUGGAUCUCGAGGCGAGCGGAUCGAAAGUAAGCGGAUCGAAGGACCAAAUAAGUGAACGAUUCCAUCAGAAAUGAGUGGUGACCCAUCUGCCGGCAUGGACUUCUCGCAGAAGACGCUGCAGGACUACGAGGUGCUGGCCGUGAUGGGCAACGGCUCCUUUGGCACCUGCUACAAGGUGCGGGACAAGAGCACCGGCGAGCUGUUCGCCUGGAAGGGCAUGAACUACGACGAGCUGGACGAGGCCAAGUGCGAGGCUCUGGUCUCCGAGAUCAGCGUUCUGCGGCAGCUGCAGCAUCCGAAUAUCGUUCAGUACUACCAUCACCUGGUCAACCGGGAGGCCAAGUCGGUGUACAUCGUGAUGGAGUGCUGUGCCGGCGGCGAUCUGGCCCAGAUUGUCCAGCGGGCGCGGGCGCACCGGCAACGCUUCGAGGAGCCCUACAUCUGGCGGGUGCUCUUCCAGCUUUGCCGCGCCCUCCAGGUGUGCCAUAAUAAGAUACCCAACGGCACCAUCCUGCAUCGCGACAUCAAGCCGGCGAAUAUCUUUCUGGAUGCGGCCGGAAAUGCCAAGCUGGGUGACUUCGGUUUGGCCAGAAUGCUGCGCAGGGAUCAGAGCUUUGCCGCCUCCUUUGUGGGCACGCCGCACUACAUGAGUCCCGAGCUGGUGAGGGGCAGGAAGUACGACCGGAAGAGCGACGUCUGGGCGGUGGGCUGCCUGGUGUACGAGAUGUGCGCCCUGCGACCGCCGUUCCGCGGCCGAGCCUUCGACCAGCUGUCCGAGAAGAUCGCCCAGGGCGAGUUCAGCCGCAUUCCGGCGGUCUACAGUGCCGAUCUGCAGGAGAUCAUCGCCUUCAUGCUGGCCGUGGAUCAUGAACAGCGUCCCGGCAUCGAGGUCAUCAUCCGGCAUCCGCUGGUGGUGCGCAACAUCAGCGAGCUGGAUGGUCAGUUCCCCAGCCUCAUAGAGGCUGGUGAGGAUUUCUACACCCUGCCUACGGGCGGCAGACUCUUCGGCGAGGAGGAGGAGGCGGAGGAGCCGGAGCCUGAGCUUUCCAGCACCCUGUUCACCGAACAGUAUAGCUUCAACGAGGGCUAUGGCCAGCGGAGGCUCAGUGUGACGGGCGUCUUCACCCCGGACUUGAGAACGGAGCUCUUCUACUCGGCCAAGCGAAAGAUCUUUCCCGCCAAGAAGCUGCAGCUAUCGGAUCCCGCCCUGUACGAGAGUAUAAGGAGGGAGGAGCAGGUGGAGCUGGAGCAGGAGGAGCGGCGUCGCAAGAAGCAGGAGCAGGAGAAGGAUCCCAAGGAGCUCACCCAGAACAUUUUCGAUGAGGUGCUGAAGACGCGCCUGCAUGCCAUACGCGCCCAGGAGUCGCUGCUGCAGCAGAGGCUGGAGGAGCUGCAGGCGAGGGAGCAGCAGCUGCAGCUCGCGGAGCAGCGCGUCCAGUCGCUGGAGCGGCAGCUGCAGGAGAAGAUCCAGGAGAGGCACUCGUGCAGCUGCCGGCAGCCAAUGGCGCCGCCGAUUCCGCCAAGGAAGCCGGUGAAGUCGCAACACGAUGAUACCUACUGCACCAUUGAACUUAAUGAAACCUCUCCUACGGUGGCCAAGCUCAAUUUGGCCGCUCUGCCGGCUCCCAAGUCGCUGGGCAGCCUGCGCAAGGUCACCUUCCAGUCGCCCCAAAAGUUCGUGACCUACGGGAUCGAGAAUAUGCCUCCCCCGGUGGUGAAUCAGGUGGUAAAUCCAGCUCCUCCAGCCGCUCCCAUGCAGAUGAGCGUGUCCAGCAAUGAUUCAGGGGACAGCCAGGCCUCCUCCACGCGCCGCAAGUCCAUCCUCUCGCUCUUCGGCCUGAGUCGCGGCUCCAAGGCGGCCUCCAAAUCCCUGCCAGCGGUUAAUCAGGCACCUCCGGCAGCUCCAACGCGAGUGCAAAGACCUCCGCUGGCCGUGAAGCCACCAGUUAGCCAGGAGCAGCCGGCUGCAGCUCCUCCGGUGGCCAAUCUCUGGACCAAGGAGCAGAAGAAACAGGCCUUCGAACUCCUGGCGGCCAUGAAUGCGGCGGAGAGGGAGGCGGGCGGAGGAGGAGGAGGAGCCGGAGGAGGAGCACGUCGCCAGCAUCUGCGGCAGUCGGUGAGGGAGCGCAACUCGACGCUCCAGCGGAAUCGCAUGCGGCGAUCUCUGGUGGUGCCCAGCGGCGGCCAUCAGAAGCUAUCAACGCGCGACCAGAUGGUGAUCUGAUCGAUCCGAGGCAUUGUCCAGGAGUCCAGGAGCCCAGGAGCCAUGGCAACCAUGGAAACUACGAGCGUUGUGAUGUGGAAUAAGUUCCGUAAUAUAUAUGUAUUCCUUUUUUUAUACACCACUUUUUUUUUUGCCAUAUUUUCGUAUUAUUAGCUGUAAGAUUUUUGCC
Molecule: messenger RNA, 2460 nt
Organism: Drosophila takahashii
Lineage: Eukaryota; Metazoa; Arthropoda; Insecta; Diptera; Drosophilidae
Gene: Nek2
Product: Nek2
Biological process (GO): protein phosphorylation
Molecular function (GO): protein kinase activity; ATP binding
Source: RefSeq, a predicted model, not a curated record